CGAUGAGAGGAUCAGGUGACGGCUUGCCUCCCCGCUUCCCAUUCUGAAACCUGAUGUCCAAUAUCUAACCCCGCACUGUCGAGGUAGAGCUCUUGCAUUGUGCAAAGAGACGACGGUCUCGGAAUAGAUCCUACGAAGCAGGUGACGUCGCACCCAGAUCCCCAAGUCGCUGCACACGCCCCAUUGGGGGGUGACAAGCGUUAAAGAUUCUAGCCGGCCACCGAGACCUUACAGAUGUCUGCAGCGACGGAGGGGUAUCAUCGCUAUAACAUUGUCUUCAUCUUUCUUCUCUCUCUUUUGUAGACUGGACAGCGCUGGACAAUUCCUGUUCGUUUCAAACAUCGACGGGCAUAUCGAGGUUCAACCCUUGACACAUCAAUCCCAUGUCGGGCCAGGUUUCUAGGCGGGAACGAAGGUGGUGGACGAAGGACGAAGACGACAUUCUCAGAGAUUGGGCCAAGGUGCAAAUCGAUACACACGGCGCUGUCAAAAACUGGAAUGAGGUGGCAGCUUUGCUGCCUGACAGGACGAACAAGGAUUGCCGUAAGCGAUGGCACAAGGUACGAGUCGAUAUCAAGAGAGGAGCGUGGACCCCCGACGAGGAUAGGAAGCUACGACAGGCUGUGGCGCAGGCUGGAUUAAAAUGGUCAGCAGUGUCCAAGAUGAUGCAAACGCGGAACGCCGACCAAUGCGCCAAAAGAUGGCAACACGUGCUCGGGCCGGACCACAGACAUGAUGCCUGGACCCCUGAAGAGGAUAGAAUACUACAGAAAGCAGUUGCAAAAUAUGGCAACAACUGGAAGCAGAUUGGACUGUUGGAGCUGCCAGAUCGCUCAACCCAUGAUAUCAGAAAUCGUAGCGUCGCCUUAAAUCGACGGAAACGUCGGUCCAGGGCCCCAUCGAAUGACGACCCUUCCACUUCAACGCAAUAUCUCUCGGACGACAACGCAGACGACAACAGUUCGGGCGGCGAAGAAUCCGACUUGAGCUCCGAUGAUGCCGAAUUAGCCAACUUCAACGAGGACCAACACAUGAUGAUGGAAGUCGACGCCGCCCCGGCCCCACCAACACCCACACUGUCGGAAACCUUGGCAGAUGCGUCCAUCUUUUCCAACUGGGAAAUGGCCAGCCCGGCAACAAUGUUGACGCAGGUGCGACCGCUGGAUGCAGACUCCCAUCCGUGGCUUUGGUUCUCGACUGAAUCAAGCUCCUCGGGACAAACUCCCGAUCAGCACCUCUCGCCGGAAAACCUGAGCCUGGCGUUUGAGAGUGGCCAGGACAUGGGUCACUUGAUGGGUGGCCGGGAGAUUCAAGUUGCUCCUCAAAUUUCCCAAAACGAGAACCCUCAGAGUUCUGCUCCAGCAACGCAGCAGCCACCCCAACAAGACUACCGAGGACAGGCUGAAGCACCUGGAAGUGUCACUGUUCUCCUGAGGCAAGCUGACUCGCAGCUCGCACAGCAGGUUAUUGGCAAUCUGUUAAACCUCAAUGCAGACGUAGUAAUCCGUCUGCUCAAAGAUUGA
This is a messenger RNA of Podospora pseudocomata, 1523 nucleotides long. RefSeq lists its product as uncharacterized. The record is from RefSeq and is a predicted model, not a curated record. The coding region runs from base 384 to 1523 and encodes 379 amino acids. Lineage: Eukaryota; Fungi; Ascomycota; Sordariomycetes; Sordariales; Podosporaceae. The transcript has 5 exons.